GCCUUCUCUGAGAGGAGGGGCGGGGCGCGGGGCGGAGCGAGCAGCGGCGGAUUGGCGGGCACGCCCCCUCGCCCGCGGCCCCCUCCUCGCUUCUCUCCACUGCCUCCUCUGGCUCCCCGGUCAGAGGGCCGGAGCGAGAAGAUGGCGAAGACGUACGAUUAUCUCUUCAAGCUGCUGCUGAUCGGCGACUCGGGGGUGGGCAAGACCUGCCUCCUGUUCCGCUUCUCAGAGGACGCCUUCAACACCACCUUCAUCUCCACCAUCGGAAUUGAUUUUAAAAUCAGAACGAUAGAACUAGAUGGAAAGAAAAUUAAGCUUCAGAUAUGGGACACAGCGGGUCAGGAAAGAUUCCGAACAAUCACAACGGCGUACUACAGAGGAGCCAUGGGCAUUAUGCUGGUCUAUGACAUCACAAAUGAAAAAUCCUUUGACAAUAUUAAAAAUUGGAUCAGAAACAUUGAAGAGCAUGCCUCUUCCGAUGUUGAAAGAAUGAUCCUGGGUAACAAAUGUGAUAUGAAUGACAAAAGACAAGUGUCAAAAGAAAGAGGGGAGAAGCUAGCAAUUGACUAUGGGAUUAAAUUCUUGGAGACAAGCGCAAAAUCCAGUGCAAAUGUAGAAGAGAAUGACAGCAAUUCAGCAGGAGCAGGUGGACCAGUGAAAAUAACAGAAAACCGAUCAAAGAAGACCAGUUUCUUUCGUUGCUCACUACUUUGAUGAACUCUUUCUGAGAGACUGCAGCACACCUAGAGGGCCCUUUCCUGCUUCUCUGAAAGCACAGGUCACCCAGCCUCAGAAUCACACCUCCCGGCUGCUGCUGAGAGCACCACUGAACUUAGACCUCUCAACACAGAAUGCCAAGUGGAUUCCAGCCUCAUGGCCUAGCAAAAGAACAGGCUGCUUUUUUCAAACAUGGAAGCAAUGAAGUGGAGACACAUGCAGGACCUAACUCGUUUUUUCCUUGUUUUAGUACCUGUUGCAGAAGUUAUCUUUCUUUUUUACUUUGCACAUCAGUGUUAGCCUUUCCCUAUUUCAGCACAAUCUUAGACUCAUGUUUGCACACUUUUGUGUCAUGAAGUUCUAGACAAAAUUGUACGUGUGGCAAUGUUAAAAGCAGAGCAUUUACGGCAGAGGUUAAUAUACUAAAAGGGUAUUUGGUCUGGUUCAUAUGGUCAAAUAUUACUGCCUUGGUAGCAUUUAUUUAAGGGCUUUUUCUUAAAUAAGAAUCAUUAAAGUCAUUAAAAAAUUUUACUGAAAUGCCCAUCUAGUCAUCAAAGGCCACAAUUUCUUUAUUUCUUCAGAUUGUUAAGAGCUUUGCUCCUUCCUGACCUGUUUGCCAGAGUCUGGGUAGCUGAAUGAAUCACUUUUUAAAAUGAUUACCUCUGCCUAAUCUAUAGAAACUGCAUUUGGAAAUCACCAUAAUCUCAUUUUUCCCUGGGGUUUGUAUUUGCUAUUCUUUUCCAUGUUUGACUUACUGUAAUCACUCAGUUACCUAAAACUAAUAACACAUUCGAACAUUAUUAUCUGUUUCUAUUUGUGAACUUGUUGAGCUGAAAUUUUACGUGGGCUGAGAGAUAGACCAUUUAGGGUUUUAGUCCAGCGUCUAACUGUGAUUCUGUCAAUAAGGAUAUGUAAUAGAUUUUUUCUUAGGCUCACUCCUUAGCUGGCUGGUUUAGUUGUAAUACCAAAUUCCUGCCAUAAUCCCUGUCUACAAAAGUUAGGUUUAGAUUUUAGUUUGUGGAAAGCUUACCUAUAUAAAGACAGAUUAACUUGUUGAUAUAAAUUUAAUAGAGCUAGCUCUUGGUGAUGGUGAAAAUAAUGACUUUUGGUUGGUUUUAUUUGGGAGGUAUUUUUAGAAAUAAAAGUACUUAGAUCUAGUGUAGCCUCUAGGAAAAGUCUUGCCUUUUCAUUAGAGAAAACAGGACCAAGGUUUCAGUUUUCAAACAGCUGUUGUUGAAUGUGUAGAACCCAGUUCCAUCUGUUUUGGUUCAUUGUUAUAGAACUUAGUCUAGUCAUCUGGGCUAAAGCCGACCAAAAGCUUAGUUGCCUUUCUCAGUAAACACUGGUACUGGUAUACUUGUGUAGAUAAAACCAUCAUAAGGUAUUUAGUGUUAACUUAUGUGCCAAAUUCAGAUCACUAUGUCAUUGCUGUUACUCUAGCCUUCAGUGUCAUAACGCAGAGGGGGGAUAAUACCGAGGGGAUGAGGGAAAUGAAUUCUGUUAAUAAUUAUUCUUCCUGGUAUGCCUGUUUUGCUUCACAAAGGCUACUAUCAUGCUGGAUAGUUAAGAACAGGAGAUGGCAGUGGAAAGGGAUUGCUUGUUACCACAGAGAAUUCUCUUCAAAUUAAGAUAUGUCUUUAGAAUGCUUGGACCAGUCGAUCUUUCGUACUUACUUGAAAAUAAAGGAACAAUUUAGCAGCUGCAAAUAUGCCCAAGCUAUUUUUGAUACACUAAACUUAUUGUUGACAAAUUUCAGCCUCCGUAAUUUUUUUUUGUAAUUACCUAUAGGCUUAAAAGUCAUUCAUUGCUUUUCUAGUAUAAUUAGUAGUUCCGUGAUUGAAAGUUUAUUGUAAUUCUACUAUCUUCAAAUUAGAUACAUUUUCAAAAGGAAAAAAAUAAUUUUUUAGAAACAUCUUAUAUUGACUAUUUCCUGAAAAAAAUCCAAGCAGUUAAGCUUUCUGGAUGGUAACAAAGUACCUUCUAAAAGAUAAGUGCUAUGACACCAUGUAUGAAUGUAAUUCUCUUAGUAAUUUACCUCUGACUAUUUGGUGUCUUAAUGCUUUGGUUUAUAUAAUCUCAGGGGUUGUCUGCAAACCAAAACUGACAUAUUCUGUGGUUAGCUUUUAUUACUUUUUUUUUUAACAGAAUGCUUUGCUUUGGUUCUAUUUCUUCUUUCUUCUUUUGUCUUAUGUGGAAUAACUAGUCUCCAUGAACUUCACUUGAAAGAGCCUGUGAAAGUUAGAUGAGUCUAAAAGUGCUCUUUGAAGUAGCAGCAAACUGGGAGUAUAUGCUCUGUUAUAUAGAAAUAAAUUGUCCUUGCUAUUUUCUUACAUUUAGCUUUGCUAAAUUGUAUAUACAUUGAGCUAAGACCUUAGGUAAUUCACUUUCUGCAUGAUAAAAUGACCCAAUAAAUAUUCCACUUUGCUUAA
This is a messenger RNA of Mandrillus leucophaeus (drill), 3146 nucleotides long. It is a transcript of the gene RAB8B, whose product is annotated as RAB8B, member RAS oncogene family. Gene Ontology annotation, cellular component: endosome; trans-Golgi network transport vesicle; plasma membrane. The record is from RefSeq and is a predicted model, not a curated record. Bases 142 to 714 code for a protein of 190 amino acids. Gene Ontology annotation, biological process: regulation of exocytosis; protein secretion; protein localization to plasma membrane. Gene Ontology annotation, molecular function: GTPase activity; GTP binding. NCBI's taxonomy places the organism in Eukaryota, Metazoa, Chordata, Mammalia, Primates, Cercopithecidae. The transcript has 7 exons.